UAUGACAACUCUUGAUUGUGCAAUUUGAAACAAGUGCAAAUCACGCUCAACAUGAAGUGGAAAAUCACCCCACUGAAAGGAAAUGUCGCUAUUAAGAGUGUUGACGGAAGAUACCUGAAAGUGACUGGCGAUGGGCUUGCGUUUGCCGACCAAAAUUAUGAUCCCAGUGCCAAAUUCACUGUCGAGAUCGCCGGCCCUAAUCAGACUGUAUUGUCAGGAUCCAAUGCAAAGUAUGUCAGAAUAUACGAAAGCAGCAAUUUCGACAUCAGGUGUGACGCUAUGAACAAUUCAGAUGCUGUCACUCUGGGGACACUCUACCUUGCUGAUGGGCUCAUCAACCUCACCAUUACCCAGCAGGUAUCCCUGAGUGACCGCACUAUAUUCCUAUCGAGCCAGGCUGGGACGAAAAGCUACGGUCCUUCACUGCGAGCUCUUGAUUUUGAAGACGUUACUUGCCGCUUUAUCGUUGAGUAUUUGUAGGUUGAGGGAUUUUGGUAUUAAUACGGUCUAGUCUACGUGCUCGUUGUUGAAUUUGUUGGGGUAAUGAUGGUGUAUGCGUAGUGAGUCAGACGGGCGUGUUUUUCUCGAGAUAUAUGAUCUUUUUAUUGUGGUUAUUCUUUUCUCUCUUAUCCUUGCAUGAUACUCUACGCUAGGUCUAAAAUACGCCUGAGGAGCACCUCUAUCCUAAUAUAAGAAUUAACCUUGGCUAAGAUCACCAUCGAACUAAUGUCCCGUCCAGAAAACAUAACUAUCCUCAAGGCUUGAACCUCGCGUAAAGUCGAGCACAUUUUUUUAAUUUGAUGAGAUCGGUAAUCCUUUAUGUCUUUAAAUGUAAGAUAAAUGUAAGGGGCAUCCUCGAUGAGUCGUUUCAAAAGGCUUGUAACAGGGUUGUAAACUGUUUGUGUUCCUUGUUCUUUACAGUUGCAGUCGAUAGGUAAAGAUCACUGCAACGUUCGUCACUUUUCUCGUGCUUCUUGAUAAGUAAAUCAACUGUGUAUGAUCUGAAGUGCAGAUAUUGAUCAGGAGGCAAUUACGGUCAGUUUCUGAAGCAAAUACGCAAGGACCGUUUUCCAACGCCAGGAAUUUCAGGACACCACGGGAUUCUUGCUUUUUACCUUUGCCACUCCUUAAAUGCCUUGUCAUGGAGGACCCGCUCUCCAGUCCCCUCACGUCGGCUUUUGUAGACAUCGAUUUGUGUCCGAUGGAAAUUCAGAGGAUAGCGACUCUGCAAACUCCUGUCGUUCUUGGGCUACAUGUUAAAAUCACAUUGUAGGCUGCUGAAGAAAAUGCAGCAAGUAUUUCUGUGGUAUUGGUUAAUUAUUGUGUGAUCGCCAUUGAUCUGCUGUCCAUGGACCUCGUUGAAUGUACUGUGGCGUGCGUCGACAGAUCUUGACUGGCCUAUUGAAUCGAUAACAUUGGCAUCAUGGGCCCAAAUUACUGAGGUGUCGGGGACUUCGAGUAUGCCCUUUGGAGUACCGUUGCGCGUCGACUCUGAGAU
This is a messenger RNA of Serpula lacrymans var. lacrymans S7.9, 1498 nucleotides long. RefSeq lists its product as uncharacterized. The record is from RefSeq and is a predicted model, not a curated record. Bases 52 to 480 code for a protein of 142 amino acids. The transcript has 4 exons. NCBI's taxonomy places the organism in Eukaryota, Fungi, Basidiomycota, Agaricomycetes, Boletales, Serpulaceae.